AUGUUGUCACUCGUUGCGUUCUCACUUUUUGGCCUCUCGGCUGCCUUUCCUUCUCUUCUAUCAGAGCCUCAACUACUCCCACGUGCCACCUGUUCCGGCAACACAGCAGACACUCGAUCCGAGUGGUGCGACUACUCUAUCGACACCGACUAUACCAGCGAGGCUCCAGACACUGGAGUUACACGUGAAUACUGGUUCGAGCUCACGGAGACUACCGCCGCCCCAGAUGGAGUGGAACGCUAUGUGCAGGCCAUUAACGGCAGCAUCCCAGGUCCCACGAUUUUUGCAGAUUGGGGUGACACUGUCGUUGUUCACGUGACCAACGCCAUCUCCUCCUCUACCAACGGCACAAGCAUCCAUUUCCAUGGUAUCCGACAGAACUACACCAACCAGGAAGAUGGUGUAUCAUCUAUCACGCAGUGCCCCACUCCCCCAGGAUCUUCCAUCACCUACACUUGGAGAGCAGUCCAAUAUGGGUCAACUUGGUACCACUCGCAUUGGGCCUUGCAGGCCUGGGAAGGCGUUUUUGGCGGUAUCAUCAUCAACGGCCCUGCCACGUCUGAUUACGACGAGGAUUUAGGGAUGCUGUUCCUUAACGACUGGGAUCAUUCCACGGUCGACGAGCUAUAUAUAGACGCUGAGUCCAGUGGUCCUCCGACUCUGGAUACUGGUCUUAUCAACGGCACGAACAUAUGGACUGAUGACGACGACAACGUGACGGGAUACCGUUUCAAUGUUUCACUCACGGAAGACUCGUCGUACAGGCUGCGGCUUGUGAACGCUGCUGUGGACUCUCACUUUAAGUUCAUGGUUGACAACCAUACCCUCACAGUCAUUGCGACGGACUUGGUGCCCAUUGAGCCUUUCACCACUGACAUAAUCAGCAUUGGGAUGGGUCAACGAUAUGAUGUGAUUAUCACGGCAAAUCAAGCAGCUGUUGCUGAUAGCUUCUGGAUACGUGCCAUCCCGCAAUCUGCGUGUAGCGAGAAUGAUAACGCGGACAAUAUCAAGGGCAUUGUGUAUUACGGCAGCUCGACCACGACUCCGACCACGUCGAGGACGAGUAGUUAUGUUGAGAGUUGCGAGGAUAUGGACGUCUCGGAUCUCGUCCCGUACAUCUCAAAAACAGCUACCUCAAUCCAGGACACGGGGUCCGAGGGCGUCACCGUUGGUUUCAACGACGAGGACCUUUUCCGAUGGUAUCUAAACUCCACUACCAUGGUACUCGAAUGGUCUGAUCCGACAUUGUUGCAAAUCUACGACAAUACGAGCACUUUCGACACCUCAGACGCCGUUAUUAAGCUUCCGAACGCCGAUGAAUGGGUUUAUAUGGUCAUCGAGACGACCUUCUCUGUCCCUCACCCUAUCCACCUACACGGCCACGAUUACCUUGUCCUCGCGCAAGGUUCUGGUACUUACAACAGUUCAACCGUUACUCUCAACCUAGAUAACCCACCCCGGAGAGACACUGCCAUGCUCCCUGGAAACGGCUACUUGGUCAUUGCCUUCCAGACUGAUAACCCCGGCGCUUGGAUUAUGCACUGCCAUAUUGGUUGGCACACCAGCGAAGGGUUUGCCCUGCAGUUCAUUGAGAGGGAAAGCGAGAUCAGUGCGCUGAUUGACUACGACACUCUAUCCGAUAAUUGCGACGCAUGGUCAACUUACCAGAGCUCUGAGUCUGUCGUACAGGACGACUCAGGGGUUUAG
Molecule: messenger RNA, 1707 nt
Organism: Neoarthrinium moseri
Lineage: Eukaryota; Fungi; Ascomycota; Sordariomycetes; Amphisphaeriales; Apiosporaceae
Exons: 3
Coding region: 1-1707 (568 amino acids)
Molecular function (GO): oxidoreductase activity; copper ion binding
Source: RefSeq, a predicted model, not a curated record